Messenger RNA from Hordeum vulgare subsp. vulgare (domesticated barley), 1763 nucleotides. RefSeq names its product sulfite exporter TauE/SafE family protein 5-like. The transcript is spliced from 4 exons. The coding region runs from base 163 to 1560 and encodes 465 amino acids. Gene Ontology annotation, cellular component: membrane; Cul4A-RING E3 ubiquitin ligase complex. The record is from RefSeq and is a predicted model, not a curated record. Lineage: Eukaryota; Viridiplantae; Streptophyta; Magnoliopsida; Poales; Poaceae. Gene Ontology annotation, biological process: protein ubiquitination.
AUUCGUAACGAUUCAAAUCUUUUUCAUAACCCAGUCUUUUCGUGUCGCCACCCAGACCCGCAUAUAAAACCUGCAGCCGCAAGGCACGAGCAUCUCGCCUCUCACCCCCACACAGAGCCACCAAAAACAUCCUGCAACAAGCAGAGAGGGCGAGACAAAAACAUGUCGUGGACUACUCUAGUCAUCCCUCUCCUCGUCGCCGCCACCUCCAUCUGCUGCUUCCUCUCCGCCACCGCCGCGGCGUCCAACUCCACCUCGCCACGCCCCGGCCACCACCUCCUGGCCCAGCUCUCGCAAUGGCGGGGGCACUACCUGUCCGACGCGUCCUCCUCGCACACCGUCCUCGCGUGGGUCCUGUCCUUCCUGGCCGCGUCCGUGUCGAGCGCCGGCGGGGUCGGCGGCGGGUCGCUGUUCCUGCCCAUCCUGAACCUGGUGGCGGGCCUCACCCUGAAGCGCGCCACCACCUACUCCUCCUUCAUGGUCACCGGCGGCGCCGCGUCGAACGUGCUCUACAACCUGUGGCGCGCGCGGGGGCGCGGCCGGGCGGCGCUGAUCGACUACGACAUCGCGCUGCUGUUCCAGCCGUGCCUGCUACUGGGCGUCAGCAUCGGGGUGGUGUGCAACGUCAUGUUCCCGGAGUGGCUCAUCACCGCGCUCUUCUCGCUCUUCCUCGCCUUCUGCACCGCCAAGACGUGCCGCGCGGGGGCCAAGAUCUGGCGGUGCGAGAGCGCCGGCGCCGGCGCCCCCGCCGCCGCGCGCCACGGCCACAAGGUGCCCCUGCUGCUCGAUGUCGGCGGCCUCCCGCAGCCCAGCCAGGACGACGGGGGCCUGCAGGCAGCUCGCGAUGGCGGCUCCGGCGGCGGCGCGGGGUUCCCGUGGAAGGACGUGGCGGUGCUCGUCAUCGUCUGGCUCUGCUUCUUCCUGCUCCACGUCUUCAUCGGAGAUAAGCACGGGAAGGGAGUGAUCAGGAUAAAGCCCUGCGGAAUAGCGUACUGGCUCGCCACCGUGUCCCAGGUGCCUUUCGCUGUGGCUUUCACAGCCUAUAUCAUAUACGCAAAGAGGAAGAAGCAGGCUACGCAUCACCACGAAGAUGGCAAGGCACAUUCUUCUGUGCACACGAAGUCGGAGACCUUGCCGGCGCUCGCGCUCCCGCUGGCCGCUUUCGUGACCGGAUCUCUGAGCGGCCUCUUCGGCAUCGGCGGAGGGCUGCUUCUCAACCCCGUCCUCCUUCAGAUCGGGAUACCCCCGCAGACGGCGGCGGCGACGUCUUCGUUCAUGGUGCUGUUCUGCGCAUCGAUGUCCAUGGUCCAGUUCAUCCUGCUGGGCAUGGACGGGGUCGGGGAGGCGUCGGUCUACGCGGGGAUAUGCUUCGUCGCCUCGAUCGCCGGGGUGGUCUUGAUCGAGCGGGUCGUCAGGAAGUCCGGCCGGGUGUCGAUGAUCGUGUUCUUGGUCACCGCCAUCAUGGCGCUCAGCACCGUGAUCGUCACCUGCUUCGGAGCCCUAGAUGUCUGGACGCAGUACACCGGCGGAGCGUACAUGGGGUUCAAGCUGCCUUGCUGACCGACAUUCGUCAGUACGUAGUUUUAUACAUGCAUAUAUGAGAGCAUGGGUGAGAGGUGCCUAGUUGCUAAUUGCUUCUUCUGGCUUGGCGUCUAUGUCUUUUGUGAAGGAAGGUUUUGUUCGUGGUGUUGCUAUGGCUUGUUUAUGGGCUAUACAUAGAGUUGUGUGAAUAAAUAUCUGCUUCUGGAAUGAAGCUUACAUGA